Messenger RNA from Limulus polyphemus (Atlantic horseshoe crab), 2874 nucleotides. Its product is annotated as gastrula zinc finger protein XlCGF26.1-like. Gene Ontology annotation, molecular function: RNA polymerase II cis-regulatory region sequence-specific DNA binding; DNA-binding transcription factor activity. NCBI's taxonomy places the organism in Eukaryota, Metazoa, Arthropoda, Merostomata, Xiphosura, Limulidae. Gene Ontology annotation, biological process: regulation of transcription by RNA polymerase II. The transcript has 5 exons. The record is from RefSeq and is a predicted model, not a curated record. Bases 243 to 2174 code for a protein of 643 amino acids.
AAAAUUCUAAUACUAUAAUUACAAUGAAUAAUAAAUAGUUUUAGUUAUGAGUCCCAAUCAAAGAACAAGAGGUUUUAAUAACCACUCUGCCUAAGGUUAUCACUCAACUUAUCAGUUGGGUACUCAAGACCCUAACUAAUUUUCAUUGCGUUAACAAAUACCACUCGAAUAAAUAAAUUCGAUACCACAGCAAGGUUCAGAUAAUCUGUGUAUAGAGGAUGGUAUAGCAUGCUGUUGUCACCAUGGAACUAUUAAGGACAAAUGUUGGACAUUUUUCUGAUGAUGAACAGAAUGCUUCAUCAAAUAUAAAACUGCUGAAAAAUGAAGAAUUUAUAACACCUUCAUAUAGUAGAGAAACUGCUUCCCAAGAACGACAAUUCCCGCAUUCUAUUUUUGAAUUUAAAACAGUAAAAGAAGAACAAGAAGAGCACUGUGAAGAAAUCACAGAGAAGAUUGAGAACACAUUUGCCAGAGUGACCCCUGAGAAACAUGGUGACUCACAACAAGAUAGCAUAAUUUCCAAGUUCAGUGAGAGUGAUGAUGACAUGAAUAGUUUAAAGGAUCAUAUUAUGAGUGUGAAAAAAGAGAACAAAUUUCAAGAAGAGUUUCAACUUGUCUCUUUGUUAGAAGGAAUAUCUGAUCCAAAGACUCAUGUGAACAACCCUUGCAAAAGACAACCUUCUGAUUAUAAUGUUUCCAAACAAGAAAUUAUGGAUACAAAAUAUGGUGAAUCUCAGAGAUCAAGCUAUGAUGAUGUGUUUCAGAAAAAAUAUUCAACAGAAAGUAACUUUAAUAAGUGUCAGAUUUUCCACAGUGGAUAUAAACAGUUUUGUUGUGUGUUGUGUGAUAAAUAUUUUAGUAGAAAAAGCGUUUUAGAAAGACAUUUUAAUAUUCAUACUAAGAAGAAACCACACAGUUGUUCUGUGUGUGGCAGAGGAUUUGGCAGUAAAGAUAAACUUGAAUUGCAUCAGAGGAUACAUACCAGGGAGAAACAAUAUAGUUGUGCAAUUUGUGACAAAGAAUUUAGAAGAAAUAGUCACCUAAAAGAACACAUGAAGACACACACUGGAGAGAAACCAUUUAGUUGUGAAGUUUGUGGCAAAGAAUUUGCUAAAAAUGGUCACCUAAAAGAACAUCUAGUGAUUCACUCUGGUGAAAAGCCCUACAAUUGUGUUGUGUGUGGCAGAGGAUUUGGAAAUAAUAGUAACCUAAAAAAACAUGAAAAGAUACAUACUGGAGAGAAACCAUACAGUUGUAUAGAGUGUGGCAAAGAAUUUAGACGAAAUAAUGAUCUUAAAAAACAUGAGAGGUUACACACUGGAGAGAAACCCUACAGCUGUGUGGUGUGUGGAAAAGAAUUUGGAACAAAUACUCAGUUAAAAAUACAUCAAAAGAUUCACACUGGGGAGAAACCAUACAGUUGUGCUACGUGUGGUAAAGAAUUUAGACGAAAUAGUGAUCUGAAAAAUCACGAGAGACUACACACUGGAGAGAAACCCUACAGCUGUGUGGUGUGUGGUAAAAGCUUUGGUACAAAUAGUCAACAUAAUAUACAUCUGAGAAUACAUACUGGGGAGAAACCAUACAGUUGUGUAGUGUGUGGCAAAGAAUUUAGAAGAAAUAGUUACCUAAAAGUACACCAGAGGAUACAUACAGGGGAAAAACCUUAUAUAUGUGUAGUUUGUGGCAAAGAUUUUGUAAGUAGUAGUUUGCUAAAAAAGCACGAGAAGAUACAUAGUGGAGAAAAACAAUAUAGUUGUGUUGUAUGUGGGAAUCAGUACAGAAAUAAUAGUGACCUAAAAAUACAUGAAAAGAUACACACUGGAGAAAAACCAUUCAAUUGUGUAGUGUGUGGCAAAGGAUUUAGAAGUAGUAGCACUAAAAAAAAACAUGAGAUGAUACACACUGGGGAAAAACCAUAUAGUUGUGUGGUAUGUGGUAAAAAAUUUGGUACGAGUAGUCAACUAAAAAUACACCUAAGGAUACACUCUGGAGAGAAACCAUACAGUUGUGUAGUGUGUGUUAAAAAGUUUAGAAGAAAUAGUCACCUGAAAGCUCAUCUAUUGAUACACACAGGAGAGAAACCCUACAGCUGUUUAGUUUGUGGCAAAGAUUUUAGAUGUAGUAGUUUGUUAAAAAAACAUGUAAAGAUUCAUAUAGGAGAGAUUGUAUAGCAAUCAAUAUAAAAUAUAUAGUGACCAUGCAUGAGAAGAAAUCAUACAGUUCUUGGUUUGUAAAAAGAGAAUGUUUACACUUCUUGUGGAAGUAUGCUCUAUUCCUCAUAAUGAAAAUGAUCCAUAAAGUUGUGGGAAAGAAUUUAGAAGUAAUGAUAAGGUAAAACAACAAUAUUUGAUCCAUUCUCAGGAGAGUAAAGUGGGAAUUUUUUAGCAAGUGGUACAGAACUUUGGAGAGAGAAAAUUAUGGUAUAAAACUUGUAACAUGUGGCUUAUUCAGGGAUUUUCUGGUUUUCAGUUAAAAUGUAUUGAUUUAAAGCAGUUCUAAAAGCCAGUUCACUCUAGAUACGUGUUGUUGUACUGUAAAAGUUUUUCUACUUUUUAUUUUAUUUUUUACUCUUAGAAUUUAAUUCUGCAUUUUUUUUUUCAAUAAUUUCAGUGUGAAUCCAAAUGUAGUGCAUUAAUUACUAUGGAUCACAAAGAACUUAAUAGACUCCUGUUACUAUAUGAUUAAUUUCACUUCUUGUUUUUUGUUGUAUAUGAUAUUGAAGAAAGAAAAAUGUCUUGAAUAUUACAUAUAUGUGUUGCAAAGAAAGUUCCAAGGAUUUGACAAAUUAAUAGUGCUGUGGUUUAAUUUCAACCUUGUGAACUAUUGUUACUAAGAACUAAGAAAUAAAUUUGAUAUGAAUUACUGUUUCAA